UAGAUUUGGGUUCACCACACUUAAAAGGAAAGUCAAGCAUAUUACUAUUAUUCUCUCCUUUCCAAGGCAUAUACCCUCCUCUCCUCUGCUCUGCUUCAUAAAUAGCAAUCUACUUUCCUGUCGGCUACUCCAUUAUUAUUAUUAGUAUUAUACCUCUCACCCAAAUGCACACUUUCCUGUCCUAGAUAGGACUUUCCUUUCCCUGACUGAUCACUGGAAUUUUCCAGUUCCCGUUCACCGGAAAUGACUUCUCGUCGACUAUCGCUCACCUCUUUGCUCUUUCUUUAUCUAGUAGUUUCCUCUCAGUCCCUAGACUUUGAUGAUUUACACAAAAGACACAAACCCAAAAUCAAAGGCCCCAUCAAGACCCUAGUAGUUCUCGUCAUGGAGAAUCGCUCCUUUGACCACGUUCUCGGCUGGCUCAAGUCAACCCGACCCGACAUCGACGGCUUAUCUGGUUCCGAAUCGAAUCGAAUCUCUGCUUCCGACCGUAACUCCGACGAAGUCUUUGUCUCCGACGACGCGGUCUUCAUCGACUCGGACCCUGGCCACUCGUUCCAGGCGAUCCGAGAACAGAUAUUUGGGUCAAACGAUAGUUUCGCUGACCCGGCUCCAAUGAACGGGUUCGUGCAACAAGCGAAGAGCAUGGGUGAAACCAUGUCGAAAACCGUCAUGAGCGGGUUCAAACCGAGUCUUUUACCGGUUUACACCGAGUUAGCGAAUGAGUUCGCCGUUUUUGACCGGUGGUUCGCGUCGGUUCCCGCGUCAACUCAGCCGAACCGGUUCUAUGUCCACUCAGCAACGUCACACGGAGCCAUGAGUAACGUGCGGAAAGACCUUAUCCAUGGAUUCCCUCAAAGAACGAUAUUCGAUUCACUUGACGAUAAUGGCCUCAGUUUCGGGAUAUAUUACCAAAACAUCCCUGCAACCCUGUUUUUCAAAUCGUUGAGGAAAUUAAAGCACUUGUUGAAGUUUCACAGUUACGAACUGAAGUUCAAAUUGCAUGCGAAGCUAGGGAAGUUACCUAAUUAUGUGGUGGUGGAGCAGAGGUACUUUGACGUGGAGUUAUUUCCAGCCAAUGAUGAUCACCCAUCACAUGACGUGGCAAGAGGACAGAGGUUUGUGAAGGAGGUGUAUGAGAUAUUGAGGAGCAGUCCGCAGUGGAAAGAGAUGGCUCUUCUGAUUACUUAUGAUGAGCAUGGUGGAUUUUAUGAUCACGUACCUACGCCCGUCAGAGGGGUACCGAAUCCGGAUGGGAUUAUCGGGCCUGACCCUUAUUAUUUCCAGUUUGACCGCUUGGGUAUUCGGGUUCCGACCUUUUUGAUCUCUCCUUGGAUUGACAAGGGUACUGUGAUACACGAGCCAGAUGGGCCAAGACCAGAUUCACAAUUUGAGCAUUCUUCAAUCCCUGCAACGGUGAAGAAGCUGUUUAACUUGAACUCGAAUUUCUUGACAAGGAGGGAUACAUGGGCUGGUAGUUUUGAGAAUUACUUUUACCUUCGUGACACUCCGCGUGAUGAUUGUCCAGAAACCCUGCCAGACGUGACAACAUCAUUGAGGCCAUGGGGACCAAAAGAAGAUGCAAGCCUCUCUGAGUUUCAAGUUGAGAUGAUCCAGCUUGCAUCACAGCUCAAUGGCGAUCAUGUACUGAAUGCUUACCCGGAUAUUGGCAAAAGCAUGACAGUGGGUGAAGCCAACAGAUAUGCUGAGGAUGCAGUUAGGAGGUUCCUUGAAGCUGGCAGGGCUGCUCUUAGAGCUGGAGCAAAUGAAUCUGCUAUUGUCACAAUGAAACCUUCCCUCACCAGCCGAGUUCCAGCGGGGGAUAAUGGUCGCUACCAGAAAGCCUAUUAAUUCGGUUCAAAAGCACCAUUUUAGAUAUGAAUUUAAAUACAAAUACACAAUUACUGUGUCUGUAAGCAUUUAUCACUGUGUGAUAUAGAAGAAAGCUGAAGUAUAUAGUCUCAGAUGUAUUAUUUCGUGUAAUUAUAGUUUUAGUAGAUGCUCAUGGAACUCUAGUAUUGUUCCUAUCUACAUUUGGUAUUAUAGUUGGUUUUAUAUCAUAAAAGCAUCAAUUUGAUGCGUUUUUAAAUUAGAAAAAAGGGUACUUUGCACACUCAA
Molecule: messenger RNA, 2118 nt
Organism: Populus trichocarpa (black cottonwood)
Lineage: Eukaryota; Viridiplantae; Streptophyta; Magnoliopsida; Malpighiales; Salicaceae
Product: non-specific phospholipase C1
Exons: 3
Coding region: 244-1851 (535 amino acids)
Biological process (GO): phospholipid catabolic process
Molecular function (GO): hydrolase activity, acting on ester bonds
Source: RefSeq, a predicted model, not a curated record